Molecule: messenger RNA, 551 nt
Organism: Jaculus jaculus (lesser Egyptian jerboa)
Lineage: Eukaryota; Metazoa; Chordata; Mammalia; Rodentia; Dipodidae
Product: cyclin-dependent kinase 2-associated protein 1-like
Exons: 1
Coding region: 11-358 (115 amino acids)
Cellular component (GO): cytoplasm; nucleus
Source: RefSeq, a predicted model, not a curated record
GGGGGGAUGGAUGUCUUACAAGCCGAACUUGACCGCGCACAUGCCCGCCGCCGCCCUCAACGCCGCAGGAAGUGUUCACUCGCCUUCCACUAGCAUGGCGACAUCCUCUCAGUACCGUCAGCUGUUGAGUGACUAUGGGCCACCAUCGUUAGGCUAUACCCAGGGAACCGGGAACAGCCAGGGGCCUCAGAGCAAAUAUGCCCAGCUGCUAGCCAUCACUGAAGAACUGGGAAAGGAGAUCAGACCCACAUAUGCAGGGAGCAAGAGUGCCAUGGAGCAGCUCAAACGAGGCAUCAUCCAUGCCGGAGGGCUGGUUCGGGAGUGCUUGGCUGAGACAGAACGCAAUGCCAGAUCCUAGUCUCAUUAGAUCUGAAUGUCCUGUCUUUCUACAAGAUGGGAGGUUACAGUUCAUCUCUCCUGUUGAGACAAAACUUUGUUUUCAAAAUGGUAACCGUUUAGUUUUUUCUACCAUGGUUCACUAAGCUCUAUACCUACACCCUCAAAGAUUGGGAAAAGAUUUUGCAGUAAAAUUUGAAUUUUAAGUCGUUAGG